AUGCUUCGCACACUCUGCUACCGCAUCAGCAUAACUCUCCUCAACAUCUUCUUCCCACCUCUUGCCGUGGGAUUUCUCGACAACUUCAGCACAGAUUGCCUCGUCAAUAGCAUUCUCUUCGUCUGCGGUGUGUUGCCUUCCCACAUUCACGGCUUUUACGUUAGUUGCGUCUUCUUCUCGCGAAGGCACAGGGUGCGACGCGGUGUUUAUCCUGGUGGAAACAAACCGUUCAUCUAUACAGACACCAUCUUGAACGGAGGAGUGAGCAAUUCCGAGGUGAGAAGAUUGGCAGAAGGAGACGGGACGAGAAGAAAAAAAGCCAAAAGCCCGAAAGGCUAA
Molecule: messenger RNA, 339 nt
Organism: Aureobasidium melanogenum CBS 110374
Lineage: Eukaryota; Fungi; Ascomycota; Dothideomycetes; Dothideales; Saccotheciaceae
Exons: 1
Coding region: 1-339 (112 amino acids)
Cellular component (GO): membrane
Source: RefSeq, a predicted model, not a curated record